GGACGCAGCUGCACGGCGGAAUCGACCUCAACGGAACCGCAAUCACGAUGGACGUAGACCAGGAAAAAGAAAGCGACGCCGGCGUCGCGGACGAACUGUCCAUCAACGAUAUGCCGAACGAGAUUCUGCUGAUGAUCUUCCGGAGCCUCACCUUCCGCCAACUGGUCACAGCCUCAGCCGUGAAUCACCGCUGGAACGAGCUGGCGUUCUUCCUGUUCCAGAACCGGGUCUCGCUCCAGCUUGGCCCGUGGGCUUUCGAAGGGCAGCGGGAAUGGACUCGAACCUACACUGCGCUGUCCUUGCGGGCCACCCUGCCGAAAGGUUUGGACACUUAUGCGGUGCAACCGCUGGCGGACGGCGCACAAACUCUUGACAUCAACAUCGAUAACGCCAACGAUGGGACGUUGCUGGAAUUUCUCCGACUGUUCCGGGGCGUUGAAACGCUGCUGGUCAACAUUGACCGUAUUCGGCUGAGCAAAACAAAGAGAGCUUUUUUGCGCAAAACUCCGGGUUUUUUGCCCGCGGUUCGCCACCUGACCCUUCGCUGUCGAUACGUGCGGAUGGUCGGAUUGCUGGCGGAAGUGGCCCCGAGGUUGGUCACGCUGGAUCUGGAUUUGGUGCCCCGUUUGUUGCCCAACUUUUACGAGUGCCAGUUUGACUGUUUGCAAUCUCUGACGCUGCGUUUCAAGUUGGCCUGUGUCGUUGCCUCGUGGGAAAUUCCCGAGAAGCAGAACUUGGUGGAACGCUUGCGCCAGUUGACGAGCCUUCGGAAGCUGGGCUUGUUUGUGGAUUCUGAUAUCAACGCUUUCGAAGUGGCGUUUGCUUUACCGUUUAUUGAAGAGUUGACCCUGGGCGGAAGGUUCAAAGGCUGUCGCUUGGCAGACUUUAGAAACCUCACGCAGAUGACCAGUUUGCGCUCGUUGAGUUUGGCGUUUGAGGCGGAACGCUUUAGCAUGUAUGGAGUCUACACGAACCCACUUCCAACGGUUGAAGUAUUCAGGACCAACGAAUCGACCGAAUUUCCCUUGCCAGCAAUCAUCGGGAAAUUUCCCAACCUGAAAGUUUUGUCCAUUUCGACUGCAACUCUGAGCGAUCUCGCGGUACAAGCCAUGGUCGGUUCCACGUGGCAAAAUACGAUGGAAGACCUGUCGAUCGUGAUCGCAUCGAUCAAACCAAGCGUCGUCGCGAGCUUCGUCGCUCUUCAAAAGUUGAAGAAACUUAGCGUGUUUUGCUGCGAUGAUGCUCAGGACGGUCUCAGCGCAUUCAACGCGAUCGCCGAGAAGGAAACGAUGAAGGAGCUGCACAUUCAGCGGCUUUACGGCAUGCAGUGGUGGCCAUCUGCGGCGGAACUGGCCGAUUGCAACCCCGGCUGCGCCGUGUACAUCAACAGAGAGCCCGCCAAGUUUUACGGGCAGUGAAGGUUAUUUUUCUUAACUUCGUUUUGA
Culex quinquefasciatus (southern house mosquito) is the source of this 1445-nucleotide messenger RNA. RefSeq lists its product as uncharacterized. Bases 48 to 1418 code for a protein of 456 amino acids. Lineage: Eukaryota; Metazoa; Arthropoda; Insecta; Diptera; Culicidae. The transcript is spliced from 3 exons. The record is from RefSeq and is a predicted model, not a curated record. Gene Ontology annotation, molecular function: protein binding.